AGAAAGAGAAGUCACACCUCGUCCAUUGAUCAGUAAGCUCUUUGUUAAAGCGCCUUUGAGAGGAGUUCUUUCCUAAACUCAAACCGAACCAAAGUAUAACCCAUUAAACCCUACGCCUUAGCUCCUCCCUUCCUCCUCCUCAUCACCCUCUCAUUUCCUACUGCACCGCACCGCUGGUUCCUUACAAUCGCCCACCGCAGGCCGUCCUUCACGGCCACGCUAAUCGCAGCGCCACCUUCCGUCCGUUCUUCGCUCACACCUUUUUCUGCUCCUCCGUCCAUCGGAGUCCGGCAAGGCAUAAACAAAUGAUUCGUGUCCGUGUUCCUUUCCAAAUAUAGGCCACGCACCAUCAAACUCCCUCAAUUUUUUGGUCCCUUGAAUCGAUUGGAAAAUGAAGAAAAUGAUAGCUCUGGGUUUUGAGGGUUCAGCAAACAAGAUCGGUGUUGGGGUUGUAACUUUAGAUGGCAACAUUUUGGCAAACCCACGUCACACCUACAUUACACCUCCUGGACAUGGCUUCCUUCCUCGUGAAACUGCACAACACCAUCUCCACCACAUUCUUCCAUUGGUUAAGUCUGCUCUGGAAACUGCAAAAAUUACCCCAAAGGAUAUUGACUGCCUUUGUUACACCAAAGGGCCUGGCAUGGGAGCUCCUCUACAGGUUUCUGCUGUUGCUGUGAGGGUUCUUUCUCAGAUUUGGAAUAAGCCUAUUGUUGCUGUUAAUCACUGUGUUGCACAUAUUGAGAUGGGAAGGGUUGUAACUGGUGCAGAUGAUCCUGUUGUCUUGUAUGUUAGUGGUGGGAAUACUCAGGUGAUUGCUUAUAGUGAAGGAAGGUAUAGAAUCUUUGGGGAGACUAUUGAUAUUGCUGUUGGAAAUUGCUUGGACCGGUUUGCAAGAGUCCUAACACUAUCCAAUGAUCCAAGUCCUGGAUACAAUAUUGAACAGCUUGCAAAGAAAGGAAAACUUUUUAUUGAACUUCCAUAUGUUGUCAAAGGAAUGGAUGUAUCAUUCAGUGGGAUAUUGAGCUAUAUCGAAUCAACUGCUGAGGAGAAGCUAAAAAGUAAUGAGUGUACUCCUGCUGACUUGUGCUACUCUCUGCAGGAGACUUUGUUUGCUAUGCUUGUGGAAAUAACGGAAAGAGCCAUGGCCCACUGUGACAAGAAAGAUGUUCUUAUAGUCGGUGGUGUAGGUUGUAACGAGCGCUUGCAAGAGAUGAUGAGAAUAAUGUGCUCUGAGAGAGGUGGAAGGUUAUUUGCAACUGAUGACCGUUAUUGUAUCGAUAAUGGGGCAAUGAUCGCAUAUACUGGUCUUCUUGCUUGGGCACAUGGUGUUUCGACGCCAUUGGAGGAAGUAACAUUCACCCAAAGGUUUCGAACUGAUGAAGUACAUGCAAUCUGGAGAGAAAAGGCUUUGACUAAUGGAAAGGAGCUUAUGGAAAAAGAUGUCUAAGCCAUCUUUGUUCUCUUCAAAAGGUGACACUUAGUAUGGCAAUGAGAUGCUUUGUAAGCUUAGUGUAACUGGCAUAAUUCUCUUUGGAUUUUUCAUGAUGCCUGGAGUUUUAUAGAUAAUAAGCAGCACCAAUGAAAAAUUUAGCCAAAUGGUCUUUAGGCUAUAACUUGUAAACGGUAGUGACAGGUCCAAUGUAAUUAGAAAUCAGCAAACGAGCGCCAACUCUGAAGGUAACUUAGUUCAGCAUUUGAGUUCAUUCUUUCUCGUGUAUUCUUGAAACUCUUUUUUUUGUUGUAAAAUUUUAGUUAUUAUUUUUUCUUUUCGUUCAAAGAAGAUUUAAGUUUGAUGAUAA
This is a messenger RNA of Cucumis melo (muskmelon), 1802 nucleotides long. RefSeq lists its product as uncharacterized. Gene Ontology annotation, biological process: tRNA threonylcarbamoyladenosine modification. The coding region runs from base 392 to 1450 and encodes 352 amino acids. The transcript is spliced from 4 exons. Gene Ontology annotation, cellular component: EKC/KEOPS complex; cytoplasm. NCBI's taxonomy places the organism in Eukaryota, Viridiplantae, Streptophyta, Magnoliopsida, Cucurbitales, Cucurbitaceae. The record is from RefSeq and is a predicted model, not a curated record.